Messenger RNA from Cololabis saira (Pacific saury), 4042 nucleotides. It is a transcript of the gene srfb, whose product is annotated as serum response factor b. The transcript has 8 exons. Gene Ontology annotation, biological process: positive regulation of transcription by RNA polymerase II. The record is from RefSeq and is a predicted model, not a curated record. Lineage: Eukaryota; Metazoa; Chordata; Actinopteri; Beloniformes; Belonidae. Gene Ontology annotation, molecular function: serum response element binding; protein dimerization activity; DNA-binding transcription factor activity, RNA polymerase II-specific. The coding region runs from base 301 to 1926 and encodes 541 amino acids.
UUUAUUUCGAUUCACAGUGCGGACUAUAUGACGUUGCGGACGUGCAUCGAGGGCGCUCUCCGAGCUUUCCUUUUUGAGAAAGUGCUCGGAGUUUUGGAAACAGAGGAGGAGUGAGAGCCGAGCGGAGCCGAGCCGAGCCGGUCUCUCGGUGCUGGGGGGGCAGCAUCACUUUCCGAAGUUUGUAUCCGUCAUUUCCCGGAGUCUCUCAACCAUUAACUCACCUACUGCUCUGUUUACAUUUCGCUCCCCUUAGGCGCGUUCUCGCUCGAGUUCGGGAGAGACUCGUUCCGGGUGAAUAUAAUGUUACCCAGCCAGGUUGGAUCGGCACCACCUGGAAGCGGGUCAGCAGCACCGGGCAGGGGGGUCCGGCCCGUCCUAGUCCGGGCGGGGGGGGUGGAAGUCGGCAGCGGGAUGCUGGCGGGGUCGCGGGGACCCAGACCGGGCAGCCUGCAGCCCGGCGUCCAUGCACACGUGUUGGGCUUGAACCCGGAGGCGGCUCCGCUCUGCAGCGGCUCCGACAACGACUCGGACUCCGGGGACGAGGACGAGCCGGCGGGCUCGCUGCUGGGGCAGGACGGCCGGAGCAGGGGGGUGAAGCGGGAGAGGGCGGACCUGGACGCCCAGGCGGCCGGGCAGGACGCGGGGGCAGCGCCCGGGGGGUACGGCAUGGUGGCCGGCGGGGUCGCCGGGGCCAAGCCGGGCAAGAAGACCCGGGGGAGGGUCAAGAUAAAGAUGGAGUUUAUUGACAACAAGUUGAGGCGGUACACCACGUUCAGCAAGAGGAAGACGGGCAUCAUGAAGAAGGCCUACGAACUCUCUACACUGACGGGAACGCAGGUUCUGCUGCUCGUGGCCAGUGAAACGGGUCACGUCUACACGUUCGCCACGCGGAAACUCCAGCCCAUGAUCACCAGCGAAACGGGCAAAGCUCUGAUCCAAACGUGCCUCAACUCGCCGGACUCGCCGCCUCGCUCCGACCCCUCCAUGGACCAGCGCAUGAGCGCCACGGGCUUCGAGGAGACGGAUCUCACUUACCAGGUGUCUGAGUCAGAGAGCAUGGGUGACACAAAGGACACGCUGAAGCCCACGUUCACCGUCGCCAGCCUGCCGGGCUCCACCAGCAACGCCCAGUCCACGGUGCCCACCACCUCCACCACCAUGCAGGUGAGCAGCGGGCCCUCGUUCCCCAUCACCAACUACCUGGCCCCCGUCUCGGUCAACAGCAACAUCAGCGCCAACGGGACGGUCCUCAAAACGGCCGGCGGCUCGGCGGGAGUCAUGCAGCUGCCCGGCGGUUUCACUUUCAUGCCCGCAGGCACCCCUCUCCCCCCCGGCACCCCCACCAUUCCUCUGAGCCAGCUGCAGCAGCACUCCCUGGCCCUCCAGGGGCAGCAUGGCCAGGCCCUGGCCGCCGCCCCGCAGCCCCAGCAGGGACAGCAGGCUGUCUUCCGCUUCCCUGCCGCUGUCUCCCUCACAGGAGCAGGAGUCCCCCAGCAGCUCCAGGCCAUCCAGGUCCAUCCUAACACACAGUCCUCGUCCAACAGUGACAGCAGCCCGGAGAUCUCCCACACCUCCACAAACGCCACCACAACAGCAAGUCUCCCAGCAACCAUCGUCACUUCGUCGGUGCCAACGUCUGUGGCGGGUCACAUGAUGUACCCCAGCCCUCACGCCGUCAUGUACGCCUCCACGCCAGCGCUGGCCGACGGAGGGCUGGCGGUGCUCAACGCCUUCUCGCAGGGAACCUCCGCCAUGCAGGUGUCCCACGCACAAGCCCAGGACACAGGUGCCGUCCCUCAGGUGUUCCUCACGGCACCUCCAGGCACAGUGCAGAUCCCCGUCUCAGCGGUGCAGCUACACCCAGUACGGCAAGAUCUGCAUUUUACAAAUGGUGAUUGGGCAGCAGUCGAGCGGCAGCAGCAGUAACCUGACGGAGCUCCAGGUGGUCAACCUGGACGCAGCACAGAACUCAAAGAGUGACUGACAGACGGCCACAGCUGUUUAACACACACACACACACAUCUCUAUUUAUUGAUGCCUUCCUGCAAAGUUCACGUCUUUUUUUUUUUUGUUUUUCCCCCUUUCCUUUUUUUAAGUACAUAUAUACACAAUCAAAGGGCAUCUGUGUGACCCUUAUACAGUAUAAAGUAUGUUUUUGGUAUAUGAAAUAUAUAUAUAUUCGAGAGAAGCAUAGGAGAUGUAUCACUAUAUCAUUGGAGCCUAUUUUCUAUGCGGUUAGAUGGUAUUUUUUUGCGUUUUUUGGAGGGGAUAAAGUUAUAACGACACUCGCACACUGCAAGGUGCCACAGCUUCACACCAGCCAAAGAGACUUUUGCCCGUCUGAAUGUUCCAGUGUGAGCACGAGCGUCUGUGUGUGUGUGUGCACACAUCUGGGGUUUGUAAAUGGGUAACAAGAAGCUUACCGACUUUAAAAUAAGGAAAAACAAACUUAAAAAAAAAAAUGCUAAAUACAUAUGAAAAAUUUGGAAAUGUAAAUAAUUUUUUCAAAAGGAAUAAUGUGUAUUUUUAGCUCAAUUUAGUUUGUGCAGCAACAGCAUGUAGUUGUUUUUUACUUUGUGGUUUUUGUAUGUACAUGAAACUGAUUUGCAUAAGGAAAGUGGAUUAUUUACAUCUAGAUGUAAAUUAAUUUAAUAUACCAUCUUAUAUAUAUUGAUAUACUGUCACACUGUUUGGGAGUUUUCACUGCUAGAUGGAGGAAAAGGAAACGCUGGAUACUUUUGUACUUUUUUUUUUGGUUGUAACAUUUGCAGGAGUUUCAAGUGAAUGAGUUGUUAUGAAGCGUAUCACACACCUGGUUUUAUUUUACUGCUGUAUUUUCUUUCCUUUGGCUGGGAGCUUUGGAGCGCAGCAGCAGAUGGUGGAAUCUAAGGAGUUUUUGUACGCCGUGUUUUCCAGCGAAGCCCCGAUCACUGGCACCUUCAGUCGUUAAAAUUAUAGCAGUGAGACAAAAAUCAUGCCAUUGAUUAUUUCCUCUGUUAAGAGAGUUCUGAUAUCUUUUAAUCUGACGGUUUGCUGAUCGAGACUAAACUUUUUGACGUCACUUUUCACUUCUCGCCAAACAGGUUUUUGUUAAGUGUUAAAUUAACUUCAUCAUUCAGUCAGUUCUUCUGACUUGCUCAUUAUGAUGCUACUGAUGAUGAGACAUGAAACAGUUUAACAAGAGACAGUCAAAGUUGGAGCAUUAUUUUUCUUCCCUUAUGUGGAAGAACUCUUCUCAUUUAUCGCAGGUUAAUCUGUGAACAAGGAUCUCUGAAUUAGGAAAGUGACUUCUUCAGGUGCUUAAACAUGUCCAGAGUCCUUGAAGAACCACAAGGUCCUUACUGACUGCAGUCUGAGUUUGCAUCUCAGCAAUCGGUAAGAAUGAGUUGUUACACUGAGAGCCUCUUUCCUGCACCGUAGUGCCUAUUAUCACUAUCUGUGGCUGAUUUCGAAAGCUCUGCGAGGCCACUGAGCCGUAGGAUCUACUUAUUUCUACUGCAGCUCACAGGGUUUUGGACGGGUCACGCAGUCCUGCGCUGAGCCCAGCGAGAUUUUGACUCAUUUCUGCAGAUUUAUCUGGAUGACUGAACACGGCAGGCUGGAGGCCAAAGAGAAUCUGACAAAAGGAUGAGGUUCCCAUGCCGACCGACGAGGUCACUUUCACGCCGCGUCCUCAGUUUUGUGUCGUCGCGUCAUCCUUGGGGGCCGUUUGCAGAAACGCAUCACAUGUCAAAGGUGUUAAGUUCUCCAUUAUCUGGUUGUUAUUCAGAAAUGUUUAUUUUCAAAGAUUGACUUGCUUCUGUGGUUUUCACCUCAUCGCUGAAAUAAAUGGUCAACUUGUGUAUUUUUGUUGAACUGUACAGACAUUUUGUAAUAAAACAAGAUGAAAUACAAACUUCAGAACAACCACAUCUCCUGUGGAGGAGCAUUUUCUUUUCUCUUUUUUUUAUUGGGACGGAGAAUGUUAAAACCAUUUAGUCUUGAAUGAAUCUAAUAAACGUGUACAACAGCAGUGAUGAGGAAUAAAUGAACUAAUGCCUCU